AUCACUUGUCUCCAGACUCCAUCUUGCAACUCCAAAAUGGGACGUCGAUUCUCACUUGCUCUUCCUACUGAUAAUCGCGUCCGCGGUUGCUUCACGCGCUCACAAGCUCAAAUCCGCCACGUUCCUAUCAUCGGAGCUCGUCCUAGCUCCCGGCUCGUUAACCAACACGCUCCACUACGACGUUGGCUUCCCGACUGGCCACAUCGGCAUCAAGAGCUUCCACGUCGAGCCCGUCGACUCCUCCGGCCGCCCCAUCCCGCUCUACGAGACGUAUCUCCAGUCUCCACCACUGGGAUCUGUUCUGAUACGUCGUCCCCAAGGGCACUGGUGGUAGAUCGUCAUCAUCGUCAUCCGACGAUGACUCUGCCAUGGUCGUGCGCAACGACGGGAUAUGUCAGGGAAACAUUCUGGGCAUGCACUACGGCUCCGGAUCAGAGACCAGGAGGACGGCGACGUUUCUCCCCGAUCCCUACGCGAUCGAGAUCGGGAACCCGGAGGAGGGUUUCGAGGAGAGGUGGAUGCUCGCUAUCCACGCGAUUGACACGAGAGGGGUUGUGGAUGGAUUGGGAUGCAAGGAGUGUUUGUCUGAAUUGUACAAUGUGACCGUCGAUGGUGGGUAUGAGGGUGGAUUAAAGUGCUGUGAAGAUGGCGGUCAGUAUAUGGUGAAACUAGGGUUUCAGGGUAGCAAUAGGAGCGUGUAUUUGAGGUACACAGUGAAAUGGGUUGAUUGGCUGGAUGGUGAGUUUCUCCCCGUGUAGGUGUUCAUCGUUGAUGUUACUUAUACAGGGGAAAGGGGUAUGGCAAAAACUACUAGUUGCCAGAUUGAGUAUGAGGUUGAGCCGUGUAGUAAUGGUGAUGAUGAGUGGUGCGUUGAUGUGAAGAGAUUACACUUCACUCUGCCUGCGACUGGUUAUGUCGUCUAUGGUGUUGGCCACCAGCAUUCUGGAGCAAUCGGUCAAGCUGUCUAUCGCCAGGAUGGGGAAGUGAUAUGCAAGUCAGUCCCGAUCUACGGAACAGGGCACGAAGCUGGAAACGAGGCCGCCUUCGUGGUAGGGAUGAGCACCUGUUACCCUGAACCAGGGUCAGUGAAGGUAACGGCUGGCGACCAGCUCAUUCUGGAAACAAACUAUUCAAGUUGCGGGACAAGGGGCCACUUCGGAGUUAUGGGCAUCUUCCACAUCUUCAUUGCUGACCAACUACCACCAGCACCACCAACCUGGGCAGCUGCCUUGCUCCACCGUUCGAUUUCUGCCGCUCAUGUGUUCCAUGGAUUUAGUGCAGAGUCUUGGACAAUCCUUGCUGUGUCAGGAUUAGUUGCUCUUGUUGGUGUCGUUGGCUUCAGCAUCUGGCUAAAGAAGCAGAGGGGAGCGGAAGAUGGCUACCAAGUCAUUAUGGCAUGAGCUUAGUAUGAUAGACUUGAUAGUCCGUUUUAGUUUUCUGUUGUAGUGUCCAAAUAGAAUGAAAUUAGACGUCUAAAAAAACAUGUUUAGUUAGGUUGUAAGUCCAUUACCGUGAGUCUUGUAGCAAAUAGAUUGC
Molecule: messenger RNA, 1536 nt
Organism: Linum tenue
Lineage: Eukaryota; Viridiplantae; Streptophyta; Magnoliopsida; Malpighiales; Linaceae
Source: the annotation of a GenBank genome assembly